Molecule: messenger RNA, 4960 nt
Organism: Pelobates fuscus (common spadefoot toad)
Lineage: Eukaryota; Metazoa; Chordata; Amphibia; Anura; Pelobatidae
Gene: CARMIL3
Product: capping protein regulator and myosin 1 linker 3
Exons: 41
Coding region: 838-4821 (1327 amino acids)
Biological process (GO): regulation of Arp2/3 complex-mediated actin nucleation; cell migration
Cellular component (GO): lamellipodium; plasma membrane
Molecular function (GO): protein binding
Source: RefSeq, a predicted model, not a curated record
CACAACCAGAUCUUCUCACACCCAGUCACCUAGAAUCACACCUACUCUGUCUGUCUCAUUCUAAUACAUCCAGGCACAGCACUCUCUUUAUCUGAGUCUCUCAUUCUAACACAUCCAGGCACAGCACUCUCUUUAUCCGAGUCUCUUAUUCCAAUACAUUCAGGCACAGCACUCUCUUUAUCUGUGUGUCUCUCAUUCUAACACAACCAGGCACAGCUCUCUCCCUAUUUGUUUACUCAAUGUAAAACAACCAGGCACAGCACUCUCUUCAUCCGAGUCUCUUAUUCCAAUACAUCCAGGCACAGCACUCUCUUUAUCUGUGUGUCUCUCAUUCUAACACAACCAGGCACAGCUCUCUCCCUAUUUGUUUACUCAAAGUAAAACAACCAGGCACAGGACAUACUCUCCUUAGCUCUGUCUCGUAUUCCACCACACCCAAGCACAGCACGCUCUCCCCUCUGCGUGUUUCCUUCUAGCACAUCCAGGCACAGCACUUUAUGUCUUCACUGUGUGUCUCAUUCUAGCACAUCCAGGCAUAGCACUCCCUCUCCCCUCUGCGUGUCUUAUUCUAGCACAUCCAAGCACAACACUCUCUUUCUCCACCGUGUGUCUCAUUCUAGCACAUCCAGUCACAGCACUCCCUCCUCUCUCCAUCCCUCUGUCUCACACACACGCACUCCCCCCUGUCUCUCUGCUUCACACACCAUCAAUUCAGUACCAUCCAAAGAGGCACAGCCUGCAAGCCAGAGACAGCCCAGCCUUCCAGUGACAUGUAACGCCCGGCAGAGAGGAGCUUUGUGCAGCUGAUCUAAUGACAGAGCGAGAAAUGCAGCAACCAUGAACCAACUGUGUGCUGAGCCCUGCAGAGCGCUGCAAGACAGCAUUAGGCAGUUGCUUUGUCGGGCAGGUGGUGAAUUUCGUCUCCAGAGGGUCCAACUGGAGACCAGACCUCGAAAAUUGGAAGACAGAAUCCUGGUUACAACAUGCUGGAGAUUCUACAUCUUCUACAUCAAGCUACCGGCAAAGAUUGAAAGCUCUUUCAGUGUGUUGGAGAUCCGAUCUCUUACAGCCAUCACAAUCAGUCAGAUUCUUAUUGAGACCGAGAAAGGAAGCUUCCAGCUGACACUUAGUGCACAGAACACUGACCAGCUCAUUAACUGCAUCCAGGCCACAUUAUCCAAAAUAUUCCCUUCUCCAGACACAGUGUGUCUAGUCAGGCGUCAGUAUCCUGAAUCUGCAGACAGUUCCAGGAAUACAUCACCAAGCUCUGACACUGCAGGUUUUGCAGUAACACCCGGCAUCUGCGGUGGAUUUUCAGAGACGUAUGCUGCAUUAUGUGAUUAUAAUGGAGUCUGCUGCAGGGAGGAAGUUCAGUGGGACGUAGAUAUGAUUUACCACUCACAGGACAACCGGGAAUUUAACCUUCAGGAUUUCAGCCACCUAGAGAGCAGGGACCUGGCUCUGGUUGUAGCUGCUCUCGCCUAUAAUCAGUAUUUCCUCAGACUCCAGGCUGCAAAUCUCAAACUGGGGUCUGAGGUGACAGAGCAAAUCCUACACUGUGUGGGAAGAUCACAGCACCUGGAGGAGCUAAUCCUAGAGGACUGCGGACUGAGAGCUGAGUUUGCUCUCCGUUUGGCCUCUGUGUUGUCAGAUAAUUCGGCCUCCUCUCUGCAUUCACUGAACCUGUCACACAACCCCCUGGAAGACCGAGGUAUUGCUGCUCUAUCACAGCAGUUUCUAUACUUUCAUGCCGGACUUCGCAGCCUCAAUCUGAGCAAAACAAACAUCACGGCAAGAGGAGCACUCUCUCUGUGUCAGUCCCUCUGCCAGAAUGCUCUUUUCUCCUCCUCGCUGCACUCUCUGACCCUCAGUAAGAAUCCUGGACUUCUUGGGAGUGAGGAGACCAAUGCACUUUACACUUUUUUGUCUCACCCAAAUUCGUUGGUUUAUUUGGAUCUCUCAGGAACAGAUUGUGCUGUGGACACUAUUUUCGGGGCACUCGCCCUUGGAUGCUGUUCCUGCCUUUCACAUCUGGACCUCUCUAAGAAUUCAUUGUCACAUAGGAGGACCCCAGAGACACUACCAUCAGUGGAGAAGUUUUUUGGAAGUUCCUUGUCUCUAUCACAUGUAUCCCUAAGUGGAACCAAAGUGCCCCCUGAACUAUUGAGAGCUCUGCUACAAGGACUUUGCUCAAAUACUCACAUCCAGGACUUGCACCUCGAUCUAAGCAGCUGUGAACUGCGCUCUGCAGGUGCUCAGAUUUUACAGGAAUUGUUUCCUCCAAUCAGUAGCAUUGGCAGUCUGAAUAUAUCCGAUAAUGGGUUGGAUUCUCAUUUGAUGUCUCUUAUCCCAGCUCUUGGGAGAAAUAGACAUCUCAAGCAUCUCUCUCUGGGUAGGAACUUCUCUGUUAAGUCACGAGUCCUGGAGGAGAUUCUACAGCGUAUAGUUAAUGUUCUUCAGGAUGAAGACUGUUCCCUGCAGUCUCUUUCUCUUGCUGACUCCCGUUUAAAGUCUCGUACCUGCAUUGUUCUGAAUGCUCUGGGAAGUAACACAUCACUGCACGAGCUGGAUAUAAGUGGUAACAGCAUGUCGGAUAUUGGAGCGAAAAUGUUGGGGAAAACCUUACAGAUAAAUACAACAUUAAGAUCUGUACUCUGGGACAGGAAUGCAGUUACAGCAUCAGGUUUUAUGGAUGUUGCUCGAGCUCUGGAGAAAAAUCGAAGCCUACGUUUUAUGUCCUUCCCCGUGGGAGAUAUCUGUCAGGCGUAUCAGAAACAUCCCGAGAGAGCGGAGAGUGCCUGGAGGAAGAUUCACAGCUGUCUCUUGCGGAACUCUCAGACUGUGGUUAUCUCUGACCAGAGAGCACUGCGUCUCCAGCAAGGUGUCACAAAUAGUGCAGAGCAGAUGUUGCAGACGCUUUCUGUGAUGAUACAUGACCAUAUUAAUGUUCUACGUUCCUGUGAUCUUGACACUGUCCAAGAAGACAUCCUGUGUGCAAGACAGCUCCUCCGAGAUGCUAAAAACUGUCGAGCCUUGUUGCCACGUCUCUUGGAAGCAGGCAGUUGGCUGUCUCCUUCAGGACCUGCUCAACGCCUUUUAGAGACAGUUUCAUUUGAGCUGUCUCGAGCAGUAGAUAGAGAACUGCAGAACAUUGCAGACUCCAUGUGGGAAGCAACUCAGGACUUGUUCCCGGGGGCAGCACGUGAUGCCCAGAGAGGAAGUGCAAUGCUGUGCAGACUGAGGGAGCAGCAUGGGCUCAGCCUUCCCCAUAUCCGAGAUAUGCUUCGGCAAGUGGGGAAUGAGAUACACAGUAAGCUGAGGGCUGCACAACUUUCACUCAUGACACGUCUCAGCAAUUCUGUUCUGGAACAAGUGUUACAAGAAAUGCAAAGAACACACAGGAAACUGUCCCGUCACAGAUCGCAGCUACAGAGUCUGAUGGAGGAGGAACAGAGGUAUCUAGGAUAUCUUCCCCAGACGCCCCCAAGGAAUAAACAGGAAACUCAUGAGGGAGAGAUGUACACCAGCAUUGAUACAAUGGUGAUAAAAAAACGUCUUCAAGGCAGGAAAAUUCGACCAGUUUCUGCAUUUAUCAGUGUGAGUGAGCAAGAGUUAAGUCCAAGGACAUUGGAUUUAGGGUCUCCAGGCUCCAGAGACCUCAGUUCUCCACCACCUCUCUCCUCAUCUGCUAGCAGUCAGCUGUCUCGCUCUCUCAGUGUGUCUUUGGAAGGGCUCUCUGAGCUUCCUACAGAAGGGAGUAAGUUACAGCAUCAGACCCGGGACAGACCGAAACAGCAAUCUCGCAGAGCUCCAGGAGGAAGCAAGGUCCGUGGUCCUGCUUCUGACUCGGAGAGACCAGAAGCUCCAUUAGAUGAAGGCUUGGAAGAUUUUUUCCAUCGUACAGUCCUAACACAAUCCCACAGUGUAUCUUCAGCCCAGUCAGGGGAUCCUGAAGGACCUCCAAAAAGGCGGCGCCGUAGCCUUUUCCAUUUCCGCAGAAGCCGAACCCCAAAACGUGAAAGAGGAAGACCUGCACCACCCUCUCCUGGACCAGAGGGGAGUACUGAACACCUUAAACUGGAUGGAUUACUAAUGACCAAUGGAAGUAUAGCUACCAAUGGGGCUGAAGCCCCAAAUAUUGGAAGUGUGAGGGGUUUGCCUGGCCGAGGAACUCCGUCCUGUGAGCAGCCACUGGAGGAGGUGCAACCUGCAAGGGUCCGAGGAGUUCCCUUACCUGGGAUGGAUGGUGGGCGUGUUUGGAGAGAGAUAGAUAACACCGGUGGUUCUAGUUGUGUACCCGAUGACAGACGCCGCUCAUCUGGGGAUGGUGAGGAGGGUGCUACGUUUGAGGACAAACAGCCUUGUUUAUCCAACGGCGAAAGAAAUCAGAAGAAUUUUUCAAGAGAAGAGGGGGGUCAUAAUGUUUCCUGCCCCCCUCCUGCAGAAAUGCGGCCGGUCGCUGCCCCUCGGGGUAGGAAGGUGUCCUGUGGGGGGGGGCAUGGUGAUACGGAAUGUCAUGAAGAGCCCAAGAAGGAAAUCCCAGUUCCCAAACCACGAAUCAGAGAUCCUGGGAAAGAAGCGACCCCCCAAGGGGGAGAUAAUGCCCCCCCUGUCCGCAAGCCUCCUCUGAAGCCUCAGCGAUCACGUAGAUUGCAGUCAUGUGAUUCAGCAGAACCACCUUCCUCUGGUAACGGAACACGUAUGACAAUGGCAUCAAAUGAGCAGAAAUUGCCAUCAAGUGGUGACGCCUUACACCAUGGACUACGCCACAUUACUGAAGCCAAAGAGAGAGAUGCCAAGAGCCUGCCCUCCUCUGCCUGACUCACUGCCAAAAGGAAGAACGGUGUAUGUAACUGAUAUGCCAUGGGUGGAAGAAGAGAGUACUGGGCUGUACUGGACAGUCACCAACAUCUAUUUGUGCAUUGUUUUCAGCACACAAUAAAAUUGUAAACAUUUAUAA